Molecule: messenger RNA, 2778 nt
Organism: Thermochaetoides thermophila DSM 1495
Lineage: Eukaryota; Fungi; Ascomycota; Sordariomycetes; Sordariales; Chaetomiaceae
Exons: 3
Coding region: 1-2778 (925 amino acids)
Source: RefSeq, a predicted model, not a curated record
AUGGGCCGUCGACAUACCGCUACACCUGGGAUGCAAAUGGAGCGGUUACACAGAGUCAAUAGCGAACAACCACCCGAUCAGGAGAUGCAUGAGAGAGGGAGAGACAGAGAUUCGGUUCAAUGGCCAUUUCAGAGCAUUACAACCACUGAUAGCACUGAACUACCCAGUUCGAUUUCCACAGUGGUAGAUCGCCUUCCCCAGCGUGGAUCAACGCGGUCUUCUCGACACCAACAGCAAGAUCAGCAAGAUCAGUUCCGGCAGUCACUCCAUAGUCAGUAUCUUCACCCACAGUGGCAGCAGUCUCUUCGAUUUGGUCGCACAGAAGUGAGCUCGCUCAGCUCAAACCCGAGGUUCCAUAUUGGCGAAGCCGGCGAGAUUGCUGAAAAUGGCGAAUACAACACCCUUGCGAGUGAUAUCGUCCCGGACUACAUCAUCAACUACUUGCGUGGCGAAACACCCGAAUCUAUAGCUCAGCGUCGAAAUUGUCAGACUGCCGUGACCACGAUCCAAGCCGAUCAUCUGGCUGAACAGGAACCCAAAUCUCAGAGUCAACCCCAACAAGAAGGUUUCCAGGUUGCCGACGCGAUGGUAGAAAACCCGUAUGCGGACCGGCACCGAUCGAGGGUCGCAGACUUUGUGGGGUUUGAUGUUGGAAGCACCCAGACAGGGCACGAAUAUGGAGGUGAAGUUCUUGCUGGAGCGGACAGUGGUCGCGAUGGAGAUGAAACAGAGUUGUUCCUAAGGAGAGACCAGCGAGGAGCGCAAUGGGGCCGACAACAGAAAAUCAUCGAGAAAGAGAAGCACCUAGACUGGGGGAGAGGAAGCUCAAAGCGGAAGUUAAGUCAGGGUUGGCGAGCUGGUGUCGUAGUGAUUGUGGCUACCAUGUUUGUACUUUUGAUCGCCGCGUUUAUGUGUCUGGCUGUCGCGAUAUCAGACGAAGGACGCUCGGAUGGGAGAUGGGCCAUAUUCCAGGGAUCUUGCGAAGCCGCAGCACGUUUUGAUUGGGGUUUACAUGCGAUCAUCAACGUUGUUGCCAUGAUCUUUCUUUCGGGUGCAAACUAUGUCUUUCAAGCGCUCACCAGCCCGACAAGGGAUGAGGUUAAUGCAGCCCACGUCCGAGGGAGAUGGCUUGACAUCGGGAUACCUUCGUUUCGCAACCUGAAGUAUAUCGGUCGUAGAAGAGCCGCUGUGGCUUCCGUGGUGCUGAGCGUCGCCUUCGUGACGCAUAUGAUAUAUAAUGCCGUAAUCUAUGUCUCGCGAACGGCUCCUAACUUUACAGCCGCCCUCGUCAGCACGCAGUUCGUGGAGGGAGCACCCUUUAGCAAUGCAAGCGCAUUCAAUGCAGCCGGACUGAGUCGCUUAGAACUCCUAGAACUUCAGCGGGAAUCGAUGGCUAAUAAACUGAUUCACCUCGCUCCAAGCACGUGUAUCAAGGACUUUUCCGGACCCUUUACAACGAGUUACUCGACCGUUCUUUUUGUUACUUUUUCUGAGCCCAUGCCUCCCGUUUUAAAUCAGACAACGAGAGGAGUCAACUUCACCUCGAUCAAUGACUUUAUCCCACCCGAGCUAUCGCUUCUGUUUUGUCUUGUCAAACCCGCCUCGGACUUGACUUCGACAUGCGAGAUCAACAUCAACCCUCACCUCCUAGCGGUGGUCGCCCUUCUCAAGGCGAUCGCUUUUGUCGCCAUCACAUCCAUGAUCUUCGUGUAUUCGUUCCGUCCGCUUGCAACUCUUGGGGACACCAUCGCUUCGUUUCUCCAAGAUCCUGAUCCGACUACCCAGGGGACCUGUCUCCUUUCAAAAGCUGACGUUUGUAGUGGCGGCUGGCCGCUUAUUGCUCUACAGGCCAGGUACUGGGUUCCCCACACCCAUUUCUGGCUGCGCAGCGUCUCCCUACCUCGUUGGCUCGCCUCUAUCGCAAUCUGGAUCCCAUGCGUCGGUCUCGCGGCAGUGGGCUUGAUCAUCACCUUGACAAGCAAUCCUGGCUCCCGCUUAAGUGAUACUUUUUCCGGUGCAGCAACCUCUUCGCCAUACAAUUUAGUCUUGGGCUUGAGCAGUGUCAUUCCAGUCGCAGCAGCAGCUUUCCUCGUCAGCCUGCCACAUCUCCUGCUCGGGAUGCUCUACCUUGCUACGAACGCACUUCUGACAACCUUCUAUUUCUCUCAUGAGUCGUCUCUUUUCGCAACAACUCCUCCACGCCCGCUUCGCGUCUCAGCCGCUGUCCCUGAGGGCGCGCAGACGCCCUCCGGACUUCUGCGGCUUACCCUACCACGAAGGGUAUCAAGUGUGCUGAUGGUAGUUUUCAUGGUCAUGGGGUUCCUGCUCAGCAGAGGCUUCUGGGCCAUCGGCGUGCGAUUUGUCGACCCCAACAUCAUGGACAACUCAAAUUCUGUGACAACUCGUUCCGCAAUAGGCCUCUCUCCUGCCCCGCUACUCACCCUUCUCACGUUUUUGCUUAUCCUUGCGUUUACGAUCCUUGGUUUCGGUCUGCGCCGCGCCCCCUCUGUGGGAGCCGGCGGCAACCCUAUGGCCCUUGCCGGAGGAUCGUGCAGCGCGGUGAUCAGUGCGCGAUGCCAUCCGCUUGCCAGGGAGCGGGACGGGCUGUGGUUGAAACCGGUUAUGUGGGGAGUUGUUAGGGAGGGGAAUCUGCCCUCUUCGGGGACCGCGACGAGGAACACGAGUGGAAGUUGGGGAUGGGGUGGGGUGGCCGUCAGCCAUUGUGGGUUUACGGCUGGGAGGGCUGGGGUGGUGGAGCCUGGGAGGGAGUAUGCUUAA